AUGCUACCAUCAAUAACGGCGGCGCCGCCGCCGCCACCGAAGCCGGCACGGCCGGUACGGCGUCGACGGCUGCUGUCGGCCGAGGCAAACGCAGCCACGUCCGCCGCGCCGUCGGCAACAUCCACGCCGCCUCCGCUGCCGCCGCCGCCACCGCCGCUGGCGCCAGCUUGGCGAUCAGCUCUCAAGCGCGAUCGGACGCUACCCCCCAUCAGCGCAAUGGCCGGCUCACCGAGAUUCAAGGUGGACGGCACCGACAGAGAGGGACUUGAUCUGCCGCUGCCGCCGUCCCCUAAAGCCAUGUACGGCAUCCGUACAUCACCCGUGAGACCGUUGCCGCCGCCGCCGCCACGCGACGCCGCAGGGGGCGUCGUCGUCCCCUCGACCAGGGCCGCCCCGGGUCCCCCUCUGCGACCGGUCGCUGCUGGCGGUGUUGUCGGGGCUUCCGUCUGGUGUACUCGGGGGCUCCGGGGGGCUCUGGGAAGUGCUCUGCCAGGUGGUGCGCUUGGUGGCGUUUGA
Messenger RNA from Volvox carteri f. nagariensis, 516 nucleotides. RefSeq lists its product as uncharacterized. Bases 1 to 516 code for a protein of 171 amino acids. The transcript has 2 exons. Lineage: Eukaryota; Viridiplantae; Chlorophyta; Chlorophyceae; Chlamydomonadales; Volvocaceae. The record is from RefSeq and is a predicted model, not a curated record.